CAUUCCCUCUUUUCUGAAGAGCGCCUAUAUAGGAUGGGGGCGUCCCGCCACCCUCCCUCGGGCGCUUCUGUCGCUCACUCUGCGAUCUAUCUUGCUGCGAGCCUUCCUUCCCUCUACGCCAUCUAUCUUCUGCCCUCUCACAUAAUGCUUUCUAUCUUUGCGAGUGCGCAGGCAGCCACCACCAACCCGGCGACCAGCUCUAGACAACGAUUGUCCUCGCUUGCCACCGGUCUCGGUCACUCGCUCGACUCUGCGAAUGUGUUCCCGACGCUCCAGUCCUCGUCAUCGCUCUCUCCGGAGCUCGUAGCGACAUGUACUCUCGCUGCAAUCUUCCUCCUGACGACAGUCGUAUGGCGUUUCGUUGGUCCUGCCUCCUUUUUCGACCAAUUCCGUUCCAAAGGCAAGAAGCAGAAAAAUAAGCAUGCUCUGCCUACGCCACCCAUCGUUCGAAUUCCACGCGAGAUUCAGCUGUCCGAAGCUGGCCAUGCGGCAUACAAUCGGGCUCUCGACGAGCACGGUGACGUCGUCAUCAUCCCUCGACACGGUCGCAUGGAAUACGUUGUGGACCAUCAUCACGUUCGUGAUGUCUUGACCGACGCAAAUAGCUACAGCUUUGAAAAGGCUGUCACCAAUAUGCUUCACAUGGAGUUCAUGCUUUGGUUCAAAAACGGGACGUUUGUACAAGAGCUUGACAAGCUCGUUCAGGACGGCGUCACCCCAAGGCUUCGAGCCGUAGUCGAGAAGAUUGCGCCUGUGUUUUCUCAAGAGGCGCAAGACGUGUUUGCCAAGCAGGGCGGAGGUGAUUCUAUUGACCAAGUGGAGAUUCCCGACAUGUACGAGUGGAUCCACCAUUCCAUUGCCCGAGCCAUGGUGAUUCUCAUCCUCGGCGAGCAAUAUCUUGACGAGGACAUGACAAAACGGUUCAUGGAUGUCGUUGUGGCCGUCGCCAAUCUGAGCGGCAUCUACGAAAAUACACGAGGCUGGCGCUACCUGCCCUGGCUCUGGUCGCUUAAGACCACGCUCGGUGCCAUCUUCCUCACCGUCGUUCCUCGCUUCUUCUUCGGCAUCCUCCCUCGCAUGUAUGCCAACAAAGAUAACCAUCUCAAUCACGGUGUCGACGUCGAGAAUGACGAGUACGCACCCUUCUUUGAUCUUCUGGCCGCCAAACAUCGAGACCGCAAGACAGGCCGGCUCUCUUUCCUCAACUUUGUCUGGUGCGCCGUCGUCUGUCUCGGCAUUAUCUUUGCCAGCAUCCACCAAACGGCAGUCGUCGCCGCCUGGUGCGUCAUGAACCUUGCCAAGAGGACCGAGUACCAAGCCGAGAUUCGGGCCGAGAUCGAAUCGUGCUUGGAGCAGGACGCUGACGGUAACCGUCAAUUGACUGUCGAGUCGCUCCGUCGCGCCGAGAAGCUCGAUUCGUUCAUCCGUGAGACAAUGCGGACAAAAGGCGACGUCUUUGCGCCCGUGCGUUUCACCGUCAGAGACGUCCGGGUCGGGAAAUACAUUAUCCCAAAGGGGGCACUGGUUGCACCCUACGUCAAGCGAGCUCACGAGCAUGCCGACAACUACGGUGACCAGGGCAAAAUCUUCGACGGGCGUCGAUGGGUCGGGGAGCGACCGGCGGUGCAAGGCAGCCACGACUUUAUUUCGUUUGGACUUGGACGUUGGGCAUGUCCCGGCCGACAUUUGGCAGUUGCUGAACUCAAGAUGGUUGUGGCGACACUCUUCGACGCCUAUGACGUUACCCUGAAAGACGGCCACUUCGAAGCGGCAGACCCCAUGAAUGCUACCAGCGUUGCACCAGCUGGCAUCGUUCAGCUGCGCAAGCGCCGUUGAAUCCAGGUUUUUGACACCGGGCCCUUCCUUACCUAUUCGACCCCUUUCGUUGACAAUAGAGAUCAUCGGUCCUUCUUUACCUACUCGACCCCCCUUUGUUGACAAUAGAGACUAUCGCUUGUACGUCUGAUUCUCUUUCUUGUACGUCUGAUUCUCUUUCUUGUACGUCUGAUUCUCUUUCCUGUUACUCUAAGGCAGCCAACGCAUC
This is a messenger RNA of Acaromyces ingoldii, 2044 nucleotides long. RefSeq names its product cytochrome P450. NCBI's taxonomy places the organism in Eukaryota, Fungi, Basidiomycota, Exobasidiomycetes, Exobasidiales, Cryptobasidiaceae. The transcript is spliced from 5 exons. Gene Ontology annotation, molecular function: monooxygenase activity; oxidoreductase activity, acting on paired donors, with incorporation or reduction of molecular oxygen; heme binding. Bases 34 to 1836 code for a protein of 600 amino acids. The record is from RefSeq and is a predicted model, not a curated record.